Prunus armeniaca (apricot) is the source of this 453-nucleotide messenger RNA. The record is from the annotation of a GenBank genome assembly. Lineage: Eukaryota; Viridiplantae; Streptophyta; Magnoliopsida; Rosales; Rosaceae.
AUGGCAGAUGUUCUGAGUGAAGAACAGAUUGUUGAGUUUAAAGAAGCCUUCUGUCUAUUUGACAAGGAUGGAGAUGGUUGCAUUACCGUUGAUGAAUUGGCGACGGUGAUUCGUUCUCUGGAUCAGAAUCCGACGGAGGAGGAGCUUCAGGACAUGAUAAGUGAAGUAGACGUUGAUGGAAAUGGGACCAUAGAAUUUGCAGAGUUCUUGAGCUUAAUGGCAAACAAAAUUAAGGAAACUGAUGCAGAGGAGGAGCUCAAAGAGGCCUUCAAAGUGUUUGACAAGGAUCAGAAUGGAUAUAUAUCAGCUACUGAGUUGAGGCAUGUAAUGAUCAAUCUAGGCGAAAAAUUGACCGACGAAGAGGUCGAGCAGAUGAUCAAGGAGGCUGAUUUGGAUGGUGAUGGCCAAGUUAACUAUGAUGAAUUUGUUAAGAUGAUGAUGACCAUUGGAUGA